GGAGGAACUGGGGCCAAUUAGGUUUGAGCAACAUGGACACAAAGAAGUGAUGAAGGAAGCCGAAGAACUAUAUGGAGCACCGGUCGAGAAACCUUGGGCCCGUUGAUUCUCGUAUCCUUUCAAGGCCUCCUAGAACUGUUAAAACUCUUUACGGAAAGGCUUUGGUUCUUCAUCACUGCUACCUCUUUUCUCUGUGUACCACAAGAAAUGUUCUUGACCGUAUCUCUUUUCUGUGCUUUCGCGCUUCUUAUUAUCCUGUAUCCCAACCGUUCAGUCGGGGUGUCAGCUCGAAAUAAUAUCCCUGGCCCAAGCGGUCUUCCCUGUAUUGGCAAUCUACUACAAGUUUUUCCAUACAGGCGACGAAUGAUAUCCUUCAUGGAACUUUUGAACAAGGUCUACGGUCCCUUGUCAACUUUUACCAUCCCAGGAUGGGGUCGUCUGGUUGUGAUAAACCGUCCUGAAUGGCUUGCGCAUGUCAAAAAGAAUGACAUUUCAAUGUACACCAGAGGACCAGUGGCCGUAUCUAUAUUCGAGCAGUUCCCUGGGUUAGGAACGCCUGUUGCUUCCGAAGGAGAGAAAUGGAGAGCCUCUCGCAAGGCCAUACAACCCAUUUUUGGAGUAAAGUCCUUUCAAGACCACCUCGCUACUGCUAUGAGUGAUCUUAUGCCGACUACGACACGUUUUUUGGCGAACGCCGCGAAGGAUCAACUUCCGUUUGACUGGAACGACUUUUCUGGGCGCUUGGCGCUGUCAAUUUUUGUCAAGAGCAACUUUAAUCUCGAUACAACGAUGCUGCAAGAGGACCCCAAAGCCUUGACAGACUCUCAUGAGCUGAUUUCGUCUAUCUGUGAACUCAACGAGAUCUCCGCCGCGCGUUUAUUCAAUCCGUACUGGUACAUAACUGAAAAGCUUGACGGAACUUGGUUCAGAUUCAGAAGGACUAUAUCUGUCCUAUGGAAAACGAUCGACGGCCUCAUCGAAGAACGAUCAAAGUCUCUCGCUCUCGCUGGAGAUGUCGACAGCCAAGAGACCGAUUUCUUUUCCACCUUUCUGAAAUCGCAUUCAGAGACUGAUCCUAUCUUCACCCGGAACAUAAUGGUUACCCUUUUGUUCGGAGGUCGUGACAAUACACAGAACAGCAUCUCAUGGGCGCUGUAUGAAUUGUCAAGGCAACCGGAGUGGCUGAACCGAAUGCGGGAAGAGGCCAUCGCAUUGGGACAGUCGGGCCAACAUCCCACUUUUGCGACAUUACCGUCUUAUGUAAUCCAUUUGGCGGUGUUCUACGAGACAGUUCGUCUGUGGCCUGGCCUGCCUAAGAAUGCGCGAUACGCCACUGUCGAUGAUAUACUCCCAGCAGUACCUGAGCUUUCCAUUCCCGAGACCAACAUUGAAAAAGGAACGUAUGUCCUAUGGUCGGACAAAAUAAUCAUGAGAGAUCCUUUGGUCUGGGGACCAGAUGCAGACGAAUUCAAUCCCGGGAGGCACAUCUCUGACGAUGGAAAAUUCGUCAAGCCUUCUGCUCCCGAGUUUAUAACCUUCGGUGCGGGACCGCGCUAUUGCCCUGCUGCCAGCAUUGUCCCCUACGAAUGGGUAUUUAUCUGGUCCACAUUGCUCCGUCUUUUCGACUUCGAGUUUCUUGAUACCUCGAAAAGAACCACUGGCGACUUCUUGACGAACCAGAUGGCGGAUCCGUUUAUGGUACGAGUCCGCGAAAGGGAAGCGUGAGAUUUUUAUCUAGGAAGACUGUUUUUGCCAGUGGAGAGGAAUGCAGUUACAUAAUGAAUAUAUCAGUUUUACCAUUGCCCCUGCUCUGGUAAGUUACUGUGUACAAAUAACAAUCUGUCUAUGGGUCUAGUUGUAUGAAUUCUAUGCAUUCAUCAACGCGUCUCGGUGGAACUUAUAAAAGCGAAAUCGAUAUCGCGGUUAUAGCUCUA
This is a messenger RNA of Guyanagaster necrorhizus, 1934 nucleotides long. RefSeq names its product cytochrome P450. The record is from RefSeq and is a predicted model, not a curated record. Gene Ontology annotation, molecular function: monooxygenase activity; oxidoreductase activity, acting on paired donors, with incorporation or reduction of molecular oxygen; iron ion binding. The transcript is spliced from 12 exons. Bases 208 to 1725 code for a protein of 505 amino acids. NCBI's taxonomy places the organism in Eukaryota, Fungi, Basidiomycota, Agaricomycetes, Agaricales, Physalacriaceae.